Messenger RNA from Lentinula edodes (shiitake mushroom), 361 nucleotides. RefSeq lists its product as uncharacterized. Bases 108 to 326 code for a protein of 72 amino acids. The record is from RefSeq and is a predicted model, not a curated record. The transcript has a single exon. Lineage: Eukaryota; Fungi; Basidiomycota; Agaricomycetes; Agaricales; Omphalotaceae.
UUUUUGUUUUGAGUAUGAUUUUGCUCGCCUUCUGAUUAUCAUGUAAUAUUCUUUUGGGUGUUAUAUUCCCCUCCUCGUGUAUUUUUUCCUUCCGCGAGGGACCCACCAUGCAUGUAGAACCUCUGUCAUGUACUCCCUCGAGGUUAGUCAUUGCCUUAGCUACAUUUGUACAUCCUGUGAUAACUUAUUACCUUCCCGUUGAAAUAAUGUUGUCAAUACCUUUCCAUACAUCCGCCGGAAGACCAGAUGGAAUUCCGAGACAAAGAACAUGGAAAGUCGAUGUCCCUGCCCUGUCUUCGACGGGAUUGAUUUAUGUUUCUUUGUAGGCGGCUCUGAUGGAAUGGCUACUAGUGACCUGUUG